Molecule: messenger RNA, 2098 nt
Organism: Triticum dicoccoides
Lineage: Eukaryota; Viridiplantae; Streptophyta; Magnoliopsida; Poales; Poaceae
Exons: 4
Coding region: 837-1709 (290 amino acids)
Source: RefSeq, a predicted model, not a curated record
CCUUCCACCCCCCCGCAGUCGAUCCCGCCUCCGUCGACCCAUCCCGCUACCCCUCCUGGGUCCUCCUCGACAGCAGAGCCUACUUCGACGACCCCGUCAACGGCACCACCGUGAAGGCCACGACGAGCACGGGCCACAACUUCGAGGUCACUUUUUGUCUCGCCCACCCGCCUGCCGUCUCCUACUUCUACGUCCACUUUCCCGGAAUCAACGUACUAGAGUGUUGCACCACGGAGCCCCGCGUCAUUUCCUCCGCCAAUGACCUCGCGCUCCUAUGCUUCCCCUUCAGAACUGGCACAUCGAGCACCUACGACUACUUUGUCUACAGGGCUGCCUCCGGCAAGCCCACCAUCAGAUCGGUCCCGUGUCCUCCUCCAACCUACAGGCACUCAUGGCACGCAGCCAUCGUAUCCCGCGAGGAAGGCAGUUUUUUGGUCGCUGAUCUUUCCCUGGGUCGGGACCUUGGGCACUACAACCUGCACAUCUUCUCGUCGGAGACAGACGAGUGGAGCACCAAACAUGUGCAGCUGAAGGAGCCUCCUGGUAUCCUGCCAAAGCUAAUUCGCAAGGUGAUCUCUCUUGGAGAAGGCACAGUAGGAUGGGUCGACCUCUGGCGCGGCAUUGUUGUCUGUGAUGUGCUUCAGAAGGAUCCUGUUCUCCGCUUCAUCCCGCUGCCCAGACCGCUGCCCAAGGCUGAUUAUGACGAGCCCCCGAAAAGCCAAGCAUUGGCCGAUUAUGACGCAGCACGGUCAGUGCGGGACGUUGCCGGCUUCCCCAAUGGUUUCAUCGACUUCAUCGAGAUCGAACAUUGUUUCAAAUGGUCUAAGUUUAUCAACAUGAGGAGUUUCAAGACGACGGCCUAUCUUGAUUUCCUAGAUACCAUCAGUGAUAAUGACCUCCUUAGGCAUCAUGAAGAGGACAUUAUGGAGGAUAAAAUUGAGUGUGCACCUGAUGGCUGGAAGAUCCGAACAGGCUUUAGGAACAUUUCUUGGAACCAUUGGAGAAAAGGGUACAAUUUCCAUGUUGAUGACAUAUCAGCCGAACCACAACUUGCUCUGGAGCUACUUCACCUGUGGGAUAGUACAAGUGAGAAAUGCAGAGUGACAAACCUGAAGACUACACCAGGCUUCCCGACCUUCACCAUUUAUGAUUGUGCUGUUGUCCUCAUGUCUAAGGUGGGUGCCGACCAAGUCACAUGGAUGCUUGGUGUAAAUCUUGGGAAUAAGUCGCUGGAAGUCAUCAAGCCAUACCGUGCCUUGAGAGUCGAUUAUUACAAUCCGACCUUCAUUUCCUGUGAAUUCUCCAAAUAUCUGAAUACCGCUCCAAUUCAAAGGCCAUGUGAUGAGGAAGUUGCAGCAGAGUCUGCUCCGAAUGAGGAAGUUGCGGCAGAGUCUGCGCAGAAUGGUGUGCCUAAUGAUCAACUUCCAUUGGGGGAUACUGUUCCAAACAAUGUGCAACCCCAGCAAUACAAGUGGAAUGGGGGUGUUCCCAUUAGGACUUCUAAUGAAUAUGGUUUUGGCGAAUACCACGACGACUAUCAGCAGCAACCCAGUCUGACACAAACUGGGCAGCACACGUCGUCUUCAACUUCAACUCAAUUAGUGCCAUCAAGUGAAAGGUGUAAGCUGACGAUGGUGCUCCCUUUGAUGCCUCCAAGGCCAGUGCAGCUUGCACAACCCCUUGGCUCCAAGGUGACUCUUGAUGAAUGACUUUGACGGCUGUCCUCAACCAUGGCCAACAUCACCACAUGAAGCCAUUUUUUCAUCUCGUGCACCUGGCGAGCUGGUGGAAUAUCAUGGUUGAUGACCUGGAAUGUCAACAAAGUGUACGCUCUAGCAUCUCGAUGAUGUGCUGACAUGUUCACAGACUACCACCGUCUGUUAUCAUAUCAUGGACGAUGCUUUAAAACAUUUGAAUACUUUAAUAAUGUGUCUAUGGAGUUAUGGACCUUAUUAGCCUUUGUUGAUGUUCGGUUGCUCCCACAUCAUGAUGCCUGUUUUGUGUAUCAUUUCCGAUUAGCACCGAAGGAUUUGUGAAGUCAGUCAUUGACCGUCGACCUAAACAUGUUAACUUUGUUCAGUAAGCACAUUGUUAACCA